Molecule: messenger RNA, 3257 nt
Organism: Rubroshorea leprosula
Lineage: Eukaryota; Viridiplantae; Streptophyta; Magnoliopsida; Malvales; Dipterocarpaceae
Source: the annotation of a GenBank genome assembly
GUGGUGGUUUAGCUGGAAACGCCGGAGAUGGGGGGCAGAGGCCGGCCGAGAAAGAAAGAUCCGCCGCCUAAGGGUGGUGCUGCAACAAAAACAAUAGAUCUGAAAGAUGAUAAUGGGGAGCAAAAUCGCAUCUCAGUUGAGGAAACCAACAAAGAGCAAACAGAGGUCGUGAAGCUUGCUGCUUGCGAUCCUCACCAAAUGGGUCUUGAAAUUGAGAAAUCAGGGCAUUUGAGCCCAGAUCUAGGGGAGAAAGAAGGGGACGAUGAAGGGAUUUUGCUAGAUCUAGCUGUCUCGACGCAAGGCCAGAGGAAAAGCAGAUCUGAUGUUGGUUCCAGGGAUGAAAGAGCAGAUAAGGGGAAGAACGAGGCCGGCCCCGUGGAAGGGAAAGUAGCGAAGGGGAAGAAGGGAGUGCACUCGGAGAAUCAGCCGUCUGUCAUCCAGAUGAAGCAACCUUCUGGGGAAAAGGACGCUGGUUCUACAUCCGGUACUGCGAUUUCUCCUAGUGCUUGGUGGAGUGACCUGAUUGAGAAGGAGAAAGGGGAAUUUCAACCAUCCCUAAAGCAGAAGCCACUGUGUAGUUGGGCUUCGGUUGUGGAAGGGAAUAGGGAUAUCAGUAAAGGAUGGGAUUUGCAAUACAUAAAACCUCAAGAUCCAACUGGUGCUGUGGUUAUUACCGAGGAUGAGUGCGUUAAAGGGUCAAAGAUUUGGGAGAAUGCUCUUGUUGGGUAUGUUCUGGGAUCUAAACCUGAGUUUAAGGAUGUUGCUAAUUUCGUGAAUAACAGGUGGAGGGAAUUCCAGGUGCCUAAGGCAUUUAUGUUGCGAAAUGGAGUUUUCUUGUUUGAUUUUGGUAAUGGAGAUGCAAAGCAGGCGGUGCUAGAGAGGCACUGGACAUUUAAUGGGCACCCUUUGAUUUUGAAACAGUGGACUCCAGAUUUUGAUCCUGACAAUUUGGAUAUCAGUAAGAUUCCUGUCUGGAUCCAAUUUCCUGAACUCCAUUUGAGUCUUUGGAAUCCUGAGAGCUUAGGAAAGCUAGCAAGCUAUGUGGGAGUUUCUAUUGCAACUGAUGCAUUAACAGCUAAAAGGCAAAGAGUGGCUUAUGCUCGUAUGCUAGUGGAGAUGGAAAUCAUUGACACUCUGCCCCGUGUAGUUCCUAUUAUUGGUCCUAAGGGUGUGUUCCAACAGCCUGUGGUUUUUGAAUGGGAGCCUAUCAGAUGUGGUAAAUGUAGAAACUUGGGGCAUGAAGAGAGGAAAUGUACUGCUAAGGAAAAAAAGGUGUGGGUUCCAAAAAAACCUGCCGAGGAGCAGGUGGUAAAUCAGAUAGUUGGCAAGAAGUCUAUUGAGGGGAAUGAUGAAGUAUGUGGUGGUGAAGUGCAAACUGCUACAAAUGUGAAGCAGAGUACACUUUCACGUUCUUCUGGAGAGCUGAUAGGGGAAAGAAAUGAGCAAAGUCCAGUGCAACUGGAAGUGGGAGCUGUGAAGUCAAUAAAUCUGCAGAGUGAGACUAGUACUGGCACAGGGGAUAAAGAGAUGAUGCAAAAGGCAGCAGGGGGAGAAUCUUCUGUAAUUGGGGAUGUUAAAUUUUUGUGCACAAUUGUCUAUUCUUUUAAUACUUUUGAUGGUAGACUAGCAUUAUGGGAUCAAGUUAGAGAUCUAAACGUUGAAAAUGUGCCAUGGAUAAUUUCUGGAGACUUUAAUACAACUCUAAAUUAUGGUGAAAGGGUGAAGCCUAGUGGAGUUGUUUGGGGAGAUACCUCUGAGCUCAAGGAUUUUGUCAAUAGAAUGGAGGUUUUUGAUUUGCAAUUUUCAGGUGCUUUCUUCACUUGGAGUAAUAAGCAAGGGGAAAAUGACAGGCUGUGGUGUAAGCUGGACAGGGUAAUGGCUAAUUCAUCAUGGGUUAGUGCAUUCCCAAAUACUUCUGUUGUCUUUCUAAACCCACAAUCCUCAGAUCACUCACCCUCUUUAGUGACUAUGGAUGUAUUGAUGAACGAGAAACCAAGGCCAUUUAGAUUUUGCAAUGCUUGGUCUAAGGAUGAAAACUUCCUUGAUUUGGUUAGGGAAGCUUGGAGUGUGGAUGUUCAGGGCUGCCCUAUGUUUGUGGUAGUGCAGAAAUUGAAAUUAGUAAAACAGAAGAUGCAGCAGCUGCAUAAAAAUAGAUAUGGAAACUUGGAGGGAAGAAUAAAAGAUAUGGCAGCAGAGCUACAAAAUGUUCAAGCUUCCAUGCAGAAUGCUUUAUUUGAUGAGACUUUGGCUGCAAAGGAAAAGGAACUUCAAUGUGAAUUAACUAAGCUUGAGAGAGCAAAUUUGUCCGUAAUUGCCCAGCGAGCUAAAGUAACUUGGCUAAAGGAGAUGGACUCUAAUUCUGCUUAUUUUCAUGCUAAAGUAAAGGAGAGGCAACAUAGAAGUGUUAUUAACUCCAUCCUGAACAGUGAAGGAGUGAGAGUGACUCAGCCUGAACUUAUAGAACAAGAGUUUUUAAUGUUCUAUCAAAACUUGUUUGGAAAGGCAAAAAAAGGUGUUCAAGCAGUUGAUACGAAUGUUAUCCGCAGGGGCAGAGUGUUAACUACUAAAGGGUCAGAAGAGUUAUGCAGGCCAUUUACUGCUAAGGAAGUGGAGACUGCCCUAUUUUCAAUUCCUUCUAACAAAUCACCAGGGCUUGAUGGAUUCACUUCAAGGUUCUAUAGAGCAGCCUGGUCAAUAAUUAAAAAUGACGUCACGGCUGAUGUGUUGGAUUUCUUUGACAGUGGGAAAAUCCUCAAGCAAAUUAAUGCCACCAAUAUCACUAUUGUUCCGAAGGUGAGUUGCCCAAAUGUUGUCAGUGAUUAUAGGCCAAUAGCUUGUUGUAAUGUUAUCUACAAGGUGAUAUCAAAGCUCUUAACCCAGAGGAUUAAUGAAGUGCUGAGCAUGCUAGUUAGCAGCAAUCAAACUGCAUUUGUGAAGGGCAGAUCUAUAACAACAAAUUUAUUGAUUUGCCAAGAUCUGGUGAAGAACUAUCAUAGAAGUAAGGGGCCAGCUAGAUGCUUAAUGAAAAUUGAUCUACAAAAAGCAUAUGAUUCAGUGGAUUGGGGUUUUGUUAUUGCAAUGUUAAGAGGGCUAAACUUCCAUGAUAGAUUUAUUAAUUGGCUUAUGCUCUGUGUCUACUACCAGAUUCUCUGUAUUGAUAAACGGACAGCCAAAGGGUUAUUUUCAGGGGAAACGAGGGCUUCGACAAGGUGAUCCAAUCUCGCCUUAUCUAUUUGUGCUAGUGAUGGAAUAUCUCA